Leptomonas pyrrhocoris is the source of this 4598-nucleotide messenger RNA. RefSeq lists its product as hypothetical. The coding region runs from base 900 to 4598 and encodes 1232 amino acids. NCBI's taxonomy places the organism in Eukaryota, Euglenozoa, Kinetoplastea, Trypanosomatida, Trypanosomatidae. The record is from RefSeq and is a predicted model, not a curated record. The transcript has a single exon.
AGUGGAGGAGCGUAUUUACUGUGGAACGGGAAGCGAUCCAAAAACGCACGUUUCGACCUCCCAUAAAAAAUCCGAGAGCUCUCGGUGCGAACGUCGCGGUCCGCUGUCAACGGCUAUGUUGAAAGCGGCUUUAGCGCAAAUCGCAGAUAACGUCCACAUCGAACGUAAUUGAAGUCAACAAAGCCACUCUCUCCCUCUCUUCCUUUUUCUUUUUUUUCUGUAAUCCACCCGCGCGCAGAGUCUCGUUGCGGAAGCGACUCUUCCUGACCCAACCGCCGCGCCGCGUAUCGAAAUUCUACACUCUCUGCAUCCACACAAACACACACACACACACACGCUCGAAAAAGAAACGAAAGAAACAGGACAGUUGAGCUUGCCUUUCAACGUGUCCAUAUCUGUUUUCUUUGUCUUUCGUGGGUACGAACUAUAUGUUCCUGGUUCCCUCCAGAAAACGAGCGGAACUUGGUCCGGCUGCUUUACCAGACGAUCACAGACGCUAAGCACUACUGCUUCUAUUUCUUUGUUUCAUUCUUCUAUUUGCAAUUUUUUUUGUUUGUUUGCUGUAUUCACACAUCUAAGAAAAAGAGGGGCUGCGUACACGCUGCCACCCACGCCGACUCACGGAAUUCCAUGCAGAGCACUACAAGAUAGUGGUGUAGUGCUGUUUUACGUUUCUCGUAUUAUCCUCCUGUGCGACUCCGUAGCCUUCGUUCCUCCUCCUCCUCGCUGUUGCGUCCUUUGGCCACCGCCAUUCACAUACGCGCUUACGUUAACUCUCCCGGUCUUUUUUUUUUCUCGGUGCCCGAUCAUUUAACAUUCGUCUUUCUUCCUUUUUUAAAAGUCCUCUCCAUUUUUGUUGCUGUUGUUGUUGAGGAGGAGGCGCGUAGCCGUCAUCAACAAUGUCGUGGCCGAAGGACCCUUUCGUCACCGAUGGUGCGUACAAAACACCCCUGCCUUCGCAGCCCUGCGAACGGCAGGUCUGGCGUGUCGUCGCACGUCUGUAUGCGUACAACACCUUGGCGGCGCUCAUGAAGGUGAAUGAGGGUGUCACAGCAGCCAGCGCCGCCCCACCGCCGUCUCCUAGCGGUCGAUUCUCUGCCGUACCGGCUGCUCUUCCCGCGAGCAGAGACAUCACCUCUCCGACAGGGAGCGCAGGGUCGACCACCGCGCGAGCGAAGGUGGUGGAGCGGCGCAGUGCGUUUCUGGUGGCCGCCGACUCCUCUUCUGGCGUCUCGCACCGCACGUGCUCUCCCUCGUCAACGCAGCCGGUGCGGCGAGCCCACACGGACCCCUUAGUAAAUGCAGCUCCUACAACAGCGGCUGCAGGAGUAUCCGGCGGCGGGUCGACGACGCCGCCGCUCGUGACAGAGGUGCCGGCCACCGCCUCGCUGUCGCUGCCGAGCUCGACCUAUUCUGUAAGAGGCUCCUCGAGGGGCUGGAACAACACCAGCGGCAGUGGUGGUUCAAUGGGCAGGGCGACGGGCUGCAUGCGCGCAGCUAGUCUGCGUGCGCUGGAGCCUCUGCAGAGUCUCUUACGUGAAUUCGCGGAGAAGCAGUGGACAAUGAGCGCCGGCGUGGUGGAUGUGGCGGUGCAGCACCCCCUGCCCUGUCUCCGCGUGGAACUAGUGCGUCUGCUCCUCACCUACCCUUUCUGGGACUGGUCCAUGUGUGCGCCGGUUGCGGUUGCCGCGGGCAUAGGGGAUAUAGACGUCCUACACCUCCUCGUGGAGGUCAAAGAGCUUGACGCCAACACGGGGUUCCCGCUUACGGUGGCCGUGCGUCGAGGGCAGGAGGAGGCCGUAGUACCGUUUCUUCUGUCGCAUCACCGCAUCCGGCCCAACUACGGCGGUGGCUUCUUCACGGCCGUCGUGCUGGGCAACGUGCGGGCGAUGUACCUGUUGGGCGACGCCGCCGGGGUCAACGUGAACCGGUUUGCAAACAACGAAGGCACGUCUGCUCUCCUCUACGCCCUGCGGCAAUACCUGGCUUGUCGACGGCGGGCGUUGCAGCAGCAGCAGGUCCAGCUCGAUACGCCACCACCGCCGCCACUACAACCAUCGUCGCACGCGACGAAGCCGCACCAGGCGGUCACCUCGCCUACAGAGAUUUCCUCCGAUGCGCUGAAUAAGGAGGAGGAAGAGGAGAUCAGCACGACGCCGCUGCUCGUCGUACACUCAGGGGGCGACAGUGGUGGGGCGGAGUGCGCGACGGGGCGAUCUGUGUCGUCGUCGCCUCCCAGCAUGCCACAGGGAGCGCAACGGGAUAAUCCGUUGUUUGGGAGCCGCUCCCCUGAAGUUGAAAUAGAGGCGCCGGAGGGAGAAGAGAUGGGAUUGGAGCGGGAACGGCAGGAGCAGCGGAGGGGGAGAAGCCGGUGUGUCCUUCCUCGUGCUGCAGCCGCCGCUGCUGCCGCGAGUGGGGUUGCGGGAGGCGCGACAGUGGCGACGCCGCAUGGCCGCGACCUCACGGCGGAUGACACGCUCACCGGUUCCCUCCGUAAGGACUCACAAGGGUGUCCGCUGCAGACGGCUCGGCACUGGCGGGAGGUGCUCCUUUACCUACUCGACCACCCCGCCGUCGAGGUCAAUGCGGGCUUCUAUAUGACGCCGCUGCAAGUCUGCGUCCUCGCUGGGGAUGCGGAAGUGGUGAGUUGGCUGCUGCAGCACCCCCACCUACGCCCGAGUCGACUCUCGAAAGCCAUGACCGCCUUUCGCAACUCCUACUACUUGCUGCGGCAUCACGGGCUGUCGCUGCCGGCGAUGCAGUGCGUGGUGGCGGCGCCGAUCGAGAUGUCCUCGCAGCUGGGCCACCUCGACAUUUUCCGCCUCCUCGCACGCGAUCAGCGCAUCCACGUGCCGGUGGGGCUGACGAUGGACCUGGAGCGCAGCGCAGCCGACGGGGAGGUGAUUCCGUUUCUCACCGUUUUGGCGCAGUAUCGCGAGGAGUGGGAAGGGUGGGGCUGGCGCUGGCGUCGUCGCUGCUUGCUCAUCGCCACCGCCUCCACCACGGUCUUCGCCCUCUGCUUUUGGAUUAUGCUGCUGCUCUGGCGCCGUACCCUGCAGGGCUGCCUGCUCGUGCUAACGGGUACCUACGUGCUCAGCGCCGUUGUCUCGGUGCUGCUGUAUGUGUGGGAGGUCUACGGCCAGCGCUGCGCCGCCGCGGCGUCUCUCACGCAUGGCGCCACCGCGCUUCUCGCGCUUGUCCGCCACCUCUGUCCCGCCUCGUCCUCGCUGCGGCAGCACACCGCCGUGGCGACGCUUCUUGCCUGUCCCGGUGCGCUGCCCUUACUCGACGUGUUGUGUGCAUGGUGCCUUUAUUCGGUGCAUCGCAGCCGGCGGCGCCUUCAGCCAGCCAGCGGCAGUUCAGCGAACGACGCUGCUGCCGCUGCUGCCACUGCCUCCUCGCACUCCGUUACCCCAACCGCCGUGGGUCUAACACACGGAGGUCCAUCGCACCCCCAUCCCCAUCAUCCCCAUCAUUAUCAUGAACAUGAUCAUCACGCACGUCCUCCUGCACGUACGCAACGGGCUGCGGAGCCGCUUUCGGAGAUGGAGCGUCUCUCCUCGACGGGUUCGUGGGGAUGGAGUGUGGGCGUCCCACACGCCUCAGAGUUCUCGAGCAGCGGCAGCUUCUCAGAUGCUUCACCCGGUGCCAGCAUGUACGGCCCGACUGCCGGCGCUGGCAACGAGAGCUUCUCCCGCCCACGACCCGCUGUGGCCCGCACGCGCCGACAGACGGCGUUCGUUGGUGAUGGGGAAGGCAACAGUCGCAGCACCGUAAACAACAACUGUAAUGCGGCCACAGGAGCAGGCGCGCGCGCGCAGGCCACCGAUUGGCGCAGCACCUCCAUGACAUCCCCGCCCAGCGGUGGUGGUCGGCAUCGUCUCUCUUUUGCAGCAGCCUCGUCGACCGGCGGCGCUGCGAGCAGCGGCAUGGCCUCGCCGUCCUUGUGCACCAGUCGAAGCCGUGGGUCGUGGGUGGUGCCGGGCCGGCCGUCGCGCUACGUCCUCACCACCGAGUACCACGCCCCCGAUCUGCUGCUGCGUGCACUGGCGUACUCCGCGUUCGACAGAGUUGCGACACUGCCGCGGCUCUUGACGUGCGUGGUGGGCAUCUUCAUGUUCAUGUACAUGGUGUUCCCCUCAGCGGCCCCGCCGUCCUCCGCCUCGUCCUCCUCGUCGCACACCGCGUCGACUGUACAUGCGGUGGCGGGUGCCAUACGCAGUCACUCAUCCUUCACGCUCUACUACGGCGCGACACCGCCUCCUAUUACGCUGCAGCAGCCCUCCGCUUACAACCUAUCAGCUGCUGCUUCGGAGGUGGUGAUGGCUGCAUCCUCACCAGAUCUGCCGGCGUACACCUUCGGCGUCGGCCUCAUCGGUUUGUGCGGACUUGUGUCGUCCGUGAUUGGCGGCGGGGCGCUGCUGGGGAUGAUGGGCUCGCUGCGUACGGUGACGGUGCAGGCCUUCUUCGUGAACCCGAGCGACAAGGCAGACAUCAAGGGCGGGAACAGUCGGGUGGAGGGUCGUGCAGGUGGGCACACGGAUUGGCAGGCGAUGCGCCACCGUGCGCGGGAAGCGCAGCCGGAGUACGCGCUGUAA